Molecule: messenger RNA, 7697 nt
Organism: Epinephelus moara (kelp grouper)
Lineage: Eukaryota; Metazoa; Chordata; Actinopteri; Perciformes; Serranidae
Gene: cdc37l1
Product: cell division cycle 37-like 1
Exons: 7
Coding region: 310-1341 (343 amino acids)
Biological process (GO): protein folding; protein stabilization
Cellular component (GO): cytoplasm
Molecular function (GO): heat shock protein binding; protein-folding chaperone binding
Source: RefSeq, a predicted model, not a curated record
GACAGGCGUCAGCGUGUCACGUGGUCAACGUGUUUCCACGUGCUCUGAGCGUCACCUCUUAAACAGACGCAGCCGGGUUGCUUGGAGCAGUGUCUGUUGUUGUUGUUGUAGCCAACGUUAUUUACAGCCGCGGUGCCUCCUAUCCCCCAGUCGGCUCUGCUGACUUCUCAGACCGGUGAUUAGCUUAUAGACAACUCUGACAGACAGCUAACCACACACAGCAACACUGUUUGUGGUCCCCAAGACACAGCUAGCAUUAGCUAGCGGACCCCAUAGCAGCGGAGCUAGCAGGCUAGUUGCGUAGCAGUGAUGGAGUGGCUGGGUAACGGAGCUCCAGUGUACAGCGAUGAAGAGUCGAGCAGUGACCCAGCUUCAGCAGCUAACGGCUUCAGCGGUGUUUAUCCUCACCAGCAGUCGUCAUCAUCAUUGCACCGUUGUGAUUGUCCCAUGGCGUCAUUGUGCCAGAGCCAGCAGCGCUGUGUGAAGGCCUCCAUCGUCUCCAGCUGGAGGCUGGCUGAGGCCCAGGACCAGCUAUGCUCCCUAGGCGUCCACAGCUCCGAGUCCCUGGAGCAGGAACGUGCGCGGACUCUGGCCUGCCCCACCGAACUCACACACAUUGAGGAGGAGUGGCGCCGCAAGGAGAGCAUGCUGGGAAGUCAGGGACCCAGCCGCAGUCCUGUGCUUGGAGCUGUCGGAAGUUGGGACGUUUUUGAUAAGAGUAUCAUUAAUGUCCAAAGUCAACCUGUGGAAAUGGAGCAGGACAAAUGCAAGACGUUUCUCCAGAAAUAUGACCAAGAGCUCAGGCAUUUUGGUAUGUUGCAUAGAUGGGACGACAGUCAGCGGUUCCUUGCAGAGAGGCCUCAGCUCAUCUGCGAGGAAACGGCCAACUACUUAAUUCUGUGGUGCAUGAGACUACAACAAGAAGGGAAAGAAGCGCUGAUGGAGCAGGUGGCACACCAAGCUGUAGUCAUGCAGUUCAUCUUGGAGAUGGCCUCGAACUCUCAGCAGGAUCCUCGAGGCUGUUUCAGACAGUUCUUCCACAAAGCCAAAGAAGGACAAGACGUCUACCUAGAAGUCUUCCAUACAGAGCUCGAGGCCUUCAAACACAGAGUGAAAGAAUACGCAGUCAAGUCUAGAAGUGAUGCACCUAUUAACAUUGAACAACAGAAAAUUGGCACAAACUGUAGACUCGAGCCCAAAGAAGCCCUGGCCUCUUUACCUCAAGUGGCAGAGUAUCCUAUGAAGCGUUGUUUAGAGGCUGGACUGUGGACAAGCUCAGGGAGGUGGACAAAGGACGACGCUACAGAAACGGACGAUAUACGCAUGAUGGAGACCUCCUAGGGAUUGUAGGAUCGGCCUCUGCUUUUUCCUUCAUCUCCAUCGCCUCCCCAUUUAGGAACCACCUAAGCAGGCCUGGCUGAAACACACCAGUACAGAGCAGGAAUAAAAGCAGACGUGAUCGGUCUCUUACGCUGCAGGAAAGAAUGUUUUACCGAUGACUUAUUUCUCAGUGUUUGAUUUUAUGCCGCUGUGGUUGGCCACUGAUGAGUUGGUUCCUGCGGUGUCCCUCGCCAGCUAAAUGCAUGUGUUGUGCCAUAACGCUGGUUUUACAGAUGGAGUUCUUUUAUCCUUCAAGCCUGUUCCUUUUUAUUUCUCCUGAAAAACAUAAGCAAAAUCCAGACAACACAACGAAUACUAAACCAAGUGUUUGGGUGGUAAAGUACCAAAUCCAAUGCCCGAGGUAGGACUCAGGUCGGUGGACGUCUGAGGAGUAUCGUUAUUGCUGCUUGAAAUUAAUCAUAAGACACAUUACUGACAAAUCAGUGGCUUUGUAUCCUGUUUGUGGUUCAAAUUUUGGUUAAUGGUGAACAUUUUAUUGAAAUGGCCAACAAGACGAGAUGGCCUGCUAUACUGUGCUUGACAUUUGUUAAGGCAAAGUUUCUUAAAGUAACAUUUAACUAACUGAUCAUGUGGCAGUAUACAGUAACUACUGUAAACAGAGAGACGGUGGUCGUGCGGUGGAUGUGAUCUGUUGAAUUUUUUUUAAAGACAUCUAUCGCCUCACAUGUUUUUAUUAUUUUUUCUUUGAGUUGCUAAAAGCUAAACUAUAAACUCAUGAGCAAAGAGCAGCUUGUCUGUGUUUUAUAGCCUAAUGUCUGAAUCUGUAAUGAAUACAGAGAGCACAAAUGCAGCUGAGGUUACUUGGGUUUGUGUUUUCUUUAGCAUUUAAAGGGUGACUUAAGUGUUUUUCAACCUAGACCAUAUUGUUCCAUGUUUUUGUGUUUGAGGGAUUAAAGUUUUUUAAAUUGGUCUAGUACUGAGCGAGACAGGCUGCAAUGUAACCACUUCACAGUUUAGCUCACACAGAAAGCGUUUUAGCAGCUAGCGACGUUUUUGUAAUUGUUUUUAAUGACUGAAGCUUUUUGCUCAGUUUUUGUGUUGCACCGCGCCUUGCGUUUCUGCACUCUAAGCACUUGGUGUUUUUGCCGGAGCGCUCUGAACUCCUCAAAUUGAAAAAAGCAGAAAAGCACCCCACGUCAUUCUUUUUUUCGUCUUCAUUUUUCCCAUUGUCCAAGCACGACAAGUUUACAGUUGGUACACAAUGGAGGAGAAACUGGUGGAUAAAGAGAGCUAUACGCCCCGAUGAUAGACAGCAGGUUGUCAGACUGCCCCCCCAGUCAUCCUAAAAUAUGCCUGGAAACGGCCAUCAUCGAGGAGAAGCUCCUGAACCAACUGGUGGUACUCCCCAUGAUCCACCCUUUUUUUUUUUUUUUAGAGUCUCAUGUACCCACACAGAUCUCCGUUUCCGUAUUUGCUGACAGCUUCUCACCCUCAACCAGAGCUACAGCAAGUACCCUCUGCCUGAACAUUUUAGGAACUAGAUACUAAUUACUGUGAAGAAAAAAAAAAUAAAGACGGUAGAUUUAUUCAUUACACAGAAAGGUUAGUGUAAGGACGUGAUGGGGUGGUUGCCUGGCAACAGUUAAAAGAUGCAGCAAGUGUUUUUUUUAUUAGUGGCAUUCAGCUAAAGAAAAACAAAAGCAGUGUGGUGGGUCUCGCAUUUUGCAACCUGGGCCUCAAAGUGCUUUUUUUUAUUUGCCACUGACAGCCUCUGAUUAUUUCUUUAGGUGUCUGACAGCUUAUGGAAAGGGUCCCUACAGAGAUAGACCUUUUUGUUUAAGAGUAAAAUCCUUUUUGUUUUACCAGAAACCGCUCCGAAAUCAGUAUCCCCAAACCCACCAGACUUUUUUAAAUAAUCAAUAAUUUUAUGGUAGUAAAACACACUUCAUUCAAAGUCGACCGUAACAAAAAACCUACUUGGUUUGUCUUUCCAUUGUUUCAACAAUCACCAACUCUGGUUUGGUUGAAUUAAACCCGUAAUUCACGCAGUUAGAUGUGAAAAUAUGCCGCCUCUAUACACGCUAAAAUUACUGUUAAUUUAAAUGGAGUCUGGUGGGUUUUGUCUGUAGCGAUUUUGGGGCUCUUUCUGGUUCAACAAAAAGGAUUUUACUCUUUAACAAAAAGGUCUGCCUUUGUAGGGAUCAUUUCCACAGUGCUGUUGGACACUUUGAAUAAUCUGAGCCUGUCAGUGGCAAAAACAAGAACUUUUAGUGUACGUAAUUGACGAGUGCGAACAUGUUCAAGUGUUUACAUCGCAGCCUGUUCCGCAGUCUCACUCAAUACUGGACCUGUUUCAAAAAGUUUUGUUCCCAUUAGUAACUUGGACUGAAAAGCUUUGGAAAGAGGUUCCAGGUUCAGUUACACAUUAUAACCCAUCAGGCCAGAAUCAAAUUACAGUCUAGGAGUAAAAAACAAGGUCAGAUUCACCCUGCGUGCGGGCCUUGGCUUUUACAGCUUUCAGUCUCACAACUGAUGGAUGUAUGGAGCUGUGUACAACCCACAGGUCUCUCAGGCUCAUUAUCAGGAGAGGAUUAAUAAUGCAGUGUGUGGGCAGCUCAGUUAGUUGACUCAGAGUUUUCCAACAUGAGCAGACAACAGGGAUGCUUCAAGAUGGUAGCUUAUGGUGCAAAUAUUGGCAUUUAUCACACAUUAUCGUGUCAUUACCUUACUGUUACCACUCUGUGUUUUACUGGAAAGGCCAUCAAGAGCUGCCUCUCUUGUUGCUUGAAGUCAAUAAAAAUGAAUGGUUAUCUUUGAACAGUAACAGCAGGUUGAUAGAUAUACGAAGGUCAGAGCAUGUGAUAGUUUCAGGAGUGGUACAGUUCAUGUAAUGUAUGUGCUUCUUGAAAGAUGGCACAAGAGUCAUGUUAAAGGAGCUCUACAUGAUAUUCAGAGCACAUCUGUGAUUGAGAGUCUAAGCCGGGAUUGCCCGCACAUGGCUCUCGGCACAGAGGUGGCUGAGCCGGCAGCUAGCAGCUAAGGGUGCUAAUAGCGCAAACAGUGCUAACAACAGCAACAGGAGGGCUGGGUAUACCAGUACCCUUACAGUGAUACUGAUACAAACAGAGUGCUUCAUUUGAUACCCUUUAUAUUGACUACCCAUCAGGUGAAUGGAAUCAUUCAGUUGUGUAAAACGCCACCAGAUGCUAUAGGUGUGUCGUAUAGUCAUACUUUUGCACGCUCAACUGCAAACUCUGUCAAACACACGGCGGUUAAUUUCAUCACACCACAGACUGUAUGGGUUGUAGCUGCUGUGGUAGUGGGCCAAUCACAUGUUGUGUUAAACUGAAGAAUGCUUGCAGUGAUUGGCUGUGAGCAGAUUUGGGUAAACAAAAAGUAUCGGAUGCUGGUAUCGUUUAACUGGAGAAGCUUUGGUGCUACUUGGCACUGGGUAACUUUGUUGAUACUUUAAAGAUAUCAAGUACAGUUACCCAGCUCUAAGUAACAGUGCUGACAGAGCUAACAGUGUUAAUCUUGGGGGGGACUGGAGGGUGUGCGUUAGGCUUCCGCAACAAUGAUAUUAUGGAUAGCGCUAUUUGCGGUAACUGGCCUUUGAGCGCAGUGCAGGGACUCACAUGCUCUUAAUAUUCAUGUACGGCCGGGCCGUCUUUGACAACAAAGAACAGAGAAGCUUUCUCUGCUCAGGACGCCAUUACUCCACUGUAUCUUCUUUUUAUAUGAUGCUCUGAAUAUCAUAUACAGCUCCUUUUCGGUUCUCUAAAAAACAAAAAGUAUUCCUAGUGUUGUCUGGAGAGGCUUAAAGUAGCCAUUAAAGUGCGCAAGUAAUCCGACUACCUCCUUUACAUCUGCCAUUGACAUGCAUCUUUGACGUUCAGAUUUCAUGUAUCUGUGCACACACGAAUCCACCAAGUAUACAUAAUGCAUUGCCUACUGGAGAAUCAGUUGAAAUCACGUACAAUAACAGAGGAUGACAGCAAUUGUUCACUUGGUUGCUCGUAUUGUCCUCUGGGACAGAAACAAUUCAGCCUUUCAGAGCAAUAGUCAAUUGCUCAUUGAUUUAAGCUUCUUAACACAAGACAAAGACGAGUAAUAAGCUAAAGACGGCAGUGCAUGCUUUGUAGGACGUAAAACAAUUUAACAGAUCAGCGUUUAUUAACAUGACAAAGCACUUUUGAUGCUGACACACAUUUUAGAGGCACAGUCAGCUCAAUUUUAUGAGGAUAUUUAAGACAAUCUGGGUGUCGAGUGUAAAUGUGAAUUCCAUAGCCAGGUGUUAUCUGGGGGCAAGAGGCAUGGUAAUGUAAGGUGUAAGGAGGACGCUUCGUUUGUCAGUUUGGUUGGUUAUUAUUCAUCACCUGAAUUAUGCUCCUCCUCCUCGUCCUAUGUUUAUUUUAUCAGCUAUUUUAUCAGGCAUUCACACUAUCAAAGCCUCAAAGCUUGAAUGGGCUUUCUGUAUUUAUUGUCUCUGGUUUUUCUCAACCAGCUUCUCGCCAUCUGUACUGAACCACAACUGUCAGUUUACUCAAACAAGUGCUCUGUAGAAGAUAAAGUUCACAGUUCCUGGCUCUACAUCUGAGAACGAGAUGAAAAGCACCAGUAUGGAGGGGAGGGGAAAAAGGGCUGAACGCUCCACAAAGACACUUUCACCGUUUGUUCGCAGAAGGGAACUCUCUGCAUCUGAAUGUGUCCUGCACUUUAUAUUUCUCCGAGAGGUCGAAGUCGAGUGUUUGAAGCCCUUGACUUUGUUAUUCUUCCCCUUACCGUAUUUUGAAUUUGUCCUUUUUUUUGUUGUGUUCCCAGUCAUCUAGAAUUUAAUCACGAAUUCUGUACAUUUUAAGUUACAAGCAGACUUUAGACGAGCUUGUGUUUUGAAUCGUGUGACAUUUUUUGUUUUAUUUCAUGUAUUCUGUUUGCUGACUUUUUUUUGUCGAUCAAAUUCAAGGGAGCGUUUGCCAGAUUUCACAGGCUUCCAGUUAACUGUCCCCACGAUAAUAAUCUCCUUUAUUUAACAGCCAGCCAAAAUCAGUGUGAAAAUCUGCUGAGUGACACAAUCAGUGAGAUUCCUACUGCAGACUGUGGAAUUAAAGACACCAUACGAUGCAUUAAAGUACAAUACGUGUGUUUAUGACUUAAAGCUACUGUAUGAUACGUUGUUGUUUCUGCAGUGUAGCUGUUAUUUCGCAGAUUUUCUGUGUGGUAUGUUUGCAGUGCUGGUGUGGGGGCAGUGCACAUAUAACGAGUAUCUUGAAUACUGUAAACAAAGGCAGAUGUGUUCUAAGCAGUGACGCUAAAACAAUGUGCUGUGGUGGUUUUAAAGGGAUAGUUCAGAUUUUUUAAAGUGUAAUUGUAUGCUGUACCUAUCUAUAGUCAGUGUAUAGUCAGUAGAUGGCGGUCAGCACGCCCCCAGAUGGAGAUGCAGGCAUGAUUGCCACCUAAAAAAAUCAAUAUCAGUUUAAGUGUAUGCUAUAUUUAGAGUAUUUUCACCACUUUACCUAGCUGUCAGACCGCCAUUAUCGAUCACUCUCUUUAUCGCUCUCUACAUGCCAGACUCCAAUGAGAAAAACAGUAAUUUAACAUGGCUGAACACAGGAGCUGUUUGUCUAUAUCCGCCUCAAUCAGAUAGUUUGUUUGUGUUGUUGUGUGACUCUGGCGUUUAAAACAGUUAGUUGGGAUUAGCAGAAGUCACACAAUAACACGAACAAACCAAUAAAUUGAGGCAGUGGUAGACCAGCAGCUCCUGUGUUCAGUGAGGUAAAAUUAAUUAAAUUAAUUAAUUAAUAAAAAUUAAUUUUUCUCAAUGGAGUCUGGCUGUGAAGACAGCAUAGAUGGGAACUGAAGCUGCCAGCAAGGUUAAGUGACAAAUACAUUGAAUAUAGGCACAUUUUUUUAGGUGGCCUAAGUACAUUUUACUCUUGCCACCGUCCAAAGCAGAGCACUGCUUAGCGUCUGUGGCAGUACUCCUGUCUGCUUCUCCAAACUAAGGGCGUACCAGUCGUCAGUAGUUAAUACCUUGACUUUUGAUAAGUACCAUAUACAAUCACAUUUCUAAAGAUCCGUUCCUUUUAAUGUGUUUCUUUGUCUUUCUUUUUUUGUCCACAGUGACUUAUCAACUAUGCAAAAAUAUUGUAUGGCUUAAGCUGUUGUCCUAAACCUGUGGCCAGUGCCCAUGGUGUCGGAACGUCCUAAAUUAUCUAAAGAUAUCACAGGAUUUGUGAGUGUAAGACUGUCACUAAGCUAUGAGCUUUAGGAAAACAAUAUACUUCUCGUUCACAGUGAGCUACUGUAAGAUUUGGCUUCUCUUGCUGCUGCUGUGAGAAAACUGAAAUAUAAAACAA